AGCCUCUGCAUUUUUUUUUGUCUGUCUGAAUGCUACACCAAGGACGGUGGAGGGGGGGGAGAAAAAAGAGAGAAGAAGACGAAAAAAAAACCCUGAAGAAAUGUGACAAUUCAACGGUCGUUUUCAUGGCGAGGCGGCGACUGGUGCGAAGGGAGUUAUUCUGGGACUCCUUCGAGCCUCGAAACGCUGGAUCAAAAUGCUCAUAGUGGAGAAGACCACAGACUUCCCCUCUGCUGAGUUCUCCCUGGUGGAGGAUGUGGCUCUGCACUUCACCUGUUUGAUGGACAGGCUGAACGAGCAGCGCCUCUUCCAGCCCGACCUGUGCGACGUCGACAUCGUUCUGGUGCGUCAGCACAGCACCUUUCCGGCCCACAAGGGCGUGCUGGCGGCCUACAGCCCUUUCUUCCACUCCCUCUUCGCACAGAGCAAACAGCUGCGGCGGGUGGACCUGUCGCUCGACGCGCUGACCUCGCAGGGCCUGCAGCAAAUCCUCAACUUCAUCUACACUUCCAAACUCCUGGUGAGCAGCCGCACUGUCCACGACGUGCUCAACGCGGCCGCCCUGCUCCAGAUGAGCGACAUCGCGGCCUCCUGUCGCGACCUCAUCGGCAGCCACUCGCUGAGGGCCACCUGCGGGGGCGUGGCCAAGCGGGAAGGGCUCGGUGGCGGUGAGCCAGCUUCUGCAGCGAUGCCUUCCAGCCAGCUGUACCCGGGGAUCAAACAGGAGUCGGAGCUGGGGAGGUUGUACAAGAGGGACGGCGGCAGCCCGUUUUCUGUCAGGCUGGAGGAGGCGGGAAAGGCGGCCUCCCAGCAGAAGCAGUAUUACCAGAAGGAGGAGGCGUCAGGGGGCGGGGCCGGCACAGGCGUGGCUGCUCUCUGCAAAGUCGAGAGCAACGGGGAGGAGUCAAAGGCCGCCGACAGCCACGCCUCCUUCAACAGAGACCAGAUCAUUGUCGAGGUCAACCUCAACAACCAGACCCUUAACGUGUCGAAGGGGCCGGAGGCGAAACCACCAAGCGCCGCCGAGUCGGCCGCCAUGUUCGGUUGCUGCCACGACAACGAGGGGGAUUCCGAAGACGGGGAGGAGGACGAGGCGGAGAACGACGACACGGGUGAGGACGAGGGCGAGUCGAAGAGGGGGGACGCGCUGGGGCGGAGCAGCGAGGAGGAGGAGGAGGAAGAUGAGGAAGAGGAGGAGAACACCUUAAACAUUCCGGGCUUGGAGCAGUCCGCCCUGGUGGACAGAACUCGCCGGGGCACCAGGGCCUUCGCCACGGCGGGCACCGCCGCCUCCAUGAGGCAGACUCUGGCAGAGGCCAAGCUGGCCAACCAGCGGCAGGGCGUGAGGAGGAGGCCGGACGCAGACGGCCCGGGGCAAAAAGUCCGGCUGGAGGAGAAGCAGCAUUUUCCGUGCAAGAAGUGCCCUCGCGUCUUCAACAACCGCUGGUACCUGGAGAAGCACAUGAACGUCACGCACAACCGCGUGCAGGUCUGCAAUAACUGUGGGAAGCGCUUCCUGCUGGAGAGCGAGCUGCAGCUGCACCAACAGACCGACUGUGAGAAAAGCAUCCAGUGUGUAACAUGUGGCAAGGCCUUCAAAAAGCUGUGGUCGUUACACGAGCACAACAAGAUCGUCCACGGCUACGCCGAGAAGAAGUUCUCCUGCGAGAUCUGUGAGAAGAAGUUUUACACCAUGGCUCACGUCAGGAAGCACAUGGUCGCUCAUACGAAGGACAUGCCGUUCACCUGUGAGACGUGCGGGAAGUCGUUCAAGCGCAGCAUGUCACUUAAGGUUCACUCUCUGCAGCACUCGGGAGAGAAACCCUUCAAGUGUGAGAACUGCAGCGAACGCUUCCAGUACAAAUACCAGCUGCGAUCCCACAUGAGCAUCCACAUCGGACACAAGCAGUUCAUGUGCCAGUGGUGCGGGAAGGACUUCAACAUGAAACAGUACUUUGACGAACACAUGAAGACGCACACUGGAGAGAAGCCGUACAUCUGUGAGAUCUGUGGGAAGAGCUUCACGAGCCGGCCCAACAUGAAGCGCCACCGCCGCACCCACACCGGGGAGAAGCCCUACCCCUGCGAGGUGUGCGGCCAGCGCUUCCGCUUCUCCAACAUGCUGAAGGCCCACAGGGAGAAAUGCUUCCGGGUCAGCAACCCCAUGGUCGCCGAGGGCAACGAGCCCCUGGGCCUCCAUCAGCCGCCCGCCGCGGACUCUUCCUCCUGCGGCCGGGCGCUCCCCGCCACGUCUGCCUCCAGCCCGCGCCACCUCCAUGGCACCCAGCUGUCUCUUCCCCUGCUGCACUCCAUGGGGGGGCUGCCGCCCGCCCCUCACCUGCCCCCGCCGCCGCCCCUGUUCUCUGCCGAGCUUUUGGGAGGACUCCCGCGGCCGGAGAGCGAUGCACCUCUGUGACGUUUACGCUGAGAGGAAAGACUAAAGGCUAACACACACACACACACACACACACACAUACCACAAUAAGAAAUAGUUAUUUUUUACUCUGUUUAAUACAAUAGAUAACCUCAGAGUCCAGUAGGACGUCUUGUCGCCGCGCCUUUCCUCAUCAAUUUCACAAACUCAGUUGUGGUUUCUUUUCGGGGUUCACACACAUCUCUCCAGAGCCGCGCACAAUGCAUUGAUUGUAGCAUCUUUUGCAAAGUCGUCAGGAGGUGUUUCCCAAAUCCUCACUGUCAGUCGAGCGAGAACCACACUAUAAUGAUAAUUUAAAAAAAAAAGAAGAAAACUUGUUCUUGAUCGUUCUCGGCCAAGAUGUAGCUACCUGAUCUGCAAUAACCAAAUGCUGAUUUGUCUGAGCAUAAACAUGUACAUGGCAUCGCCAAUAACCAAAUCCUGUUAGCUCACCUGCUAUAGUUACACAGUUUUAAUGUUAUACAGCAUUUAUAAUCGAUCCUGCACCUUACAUUUAACUCUAGUGAUAUUUUAAAUGUACUCCUAACUGUCUCCAUUUUUAUAAUUGUGGUGGUGUGGUAUUUGUGGCAAGAGAAGUUGUGAUGCGUGGAGGGUCGGCCGUGUGAUGCAGUGUGUGUAUGCGUACGUGCGUGCGUGUGUGUGUGUGUGUGUGUGUGUGUGUGUGUGCGUGCGCUCGAGGGAUGAGAUGAAGAUCUUGAGAUCUAUGCUCAGUUAAACAGCCCCCCCCCGAGUCAGGAGAUGGAGACUCAUUUGUCGACUCGUCUUUUGCUUACAUUAAGCAAACACGCUCUUCUCCUGUAGAUUUGGCUUUGAGACGAUAUCGCACUUUUCUGUGACCUGUUAGUAAAAACCUAAUGUAAUCCCACCUACUGCGUAUUUGUGGGUUUAAAAUGUUAAUGUUAACUUGCAUUUCUCAACUAAACCAUUUUUGUGUAAUUUAAUUUGGAUAAUACCAGUAUUACGUAGCUCAGUAAUUAUGCACAUUUCAACAAGAUGUAUAUUGCGAAAUGAUGAACAUUACAUUACAAUUGGGCACAACAGAGUGCAUCACUAGAAGGGCUUCUAAUGGUAAAUUAUAUAAAUCAGUGCAUUUCUUAUAAAGACACAUCAUAAACACAUCAAAGUUAUGGACAUGCAGUAAUACUCAUUUGGGACUCUACGUGCACUUUGGACAAUUGUUUGUCAUAAACCUACAGGAGUAGAACUGAAAGAAUAAAAUCCAUGUCAGUAAAAAGCGGUUCUCUUAAAGCAAUAGUUUGACUUUUUGGAAGCAGCUUGUUAGCUUUGCUUAUUAGACAGAAAGUGGUGCAAGCAGAGGAAGGCAGCUGGCUGGAUUCUGUCUGAGGGUGAAAACACAAAAGAAUACAGGAAUUAGCCUGAAAGCACAUAAUGCUCACUAUUUGACACCUGCAGCUUCAUAUUUAGUGUACAUAUAUGAGUGUGGUGUAUAUAUAUAUAUAUAUAUAUAUAUAUAUAUAUAUAUAUAUAUCUUCUCAGCUACCUUCCGCAAGAAAACUAACAAGCAACUUCCCAAAAUGUCAAAAUAUUUCUUUUUAAAUCAAUCAAUAAAUUUCAAUCAAUUAAUUUCCAAAAACCGUUGCACUCCCGCUCACUUUAUCUAUGGCCUGCUUGUAGUGUAGCGUUGACCUGUAAAUAUUGUUAAGAUGUGUUUUUGUGUUUAAUUCCUCUUGUUUACAUUCGGAGAGCCACUCGAAUGUGCCCCCAUGUGCGUCUUGGCUGGUACUUCCGAAUGUUGGAAUUUGUGGAUGAACUUUUGUAAAUGUCAUGCUGUUCAUUGUUUUAUUUAAAAGACAAAUUGAAGCACCUUAGUUUAGUCUUAUGUCUGUUUUCUCAUCCCAGUUCCGUGUGUCUCUUAAACUGCCAUGGUUAAAUGAUUAGGGCCACCUCAGAUGCUAUAUGACAAUGGUACUUUUUGUUUUGUUUCUUCAUGUGUCAAACACAUGUUUUGUAUUUUGAUUUGCUGCUUUUGAAUAGGGUCCAGUUUGAAACGGCCCUUUAAAUAGAACGUCUACAGCUGUUAAAUUUUGGCUGGCACGAGAUACAAUUUAAACAUUUUGAUCAGUUUGAUGAGGUAACCGCCAACAUUUCAGAAUUGAUCUCAGUCGUAGUUAUUUGGGGACAUCUGAUGUUUGACGGACUGAAGGCAGUUUCUCCCAAACACAACUGCACUCUCUUGUGGGAGCUCAGUGAACUGCACUCUGUUACCUACAAGAGAAAGAGAAAAGUCUCCCCUGAGAGUAGAUUGUCGUGCAUAGUGUAUCUCAUGUCAUCACUGGAGACACUAGUACUUUGGGAUCAUUAGAAAGGCUAAAGAUUGAACGUAUUUGGCAUCAAAUAUCUGUCACUGUUCAGAAGCAGUAGCCCAAGAGACAAUACUGAGAUACUGUGGUUAUUGUUUGUGUAUUCGCCUUAUACUCCGAGGGAUUUGAAUGUUUCUAUGUUACGGACGAUGAUAGUAGCUGAUGCUAAAAGAGGAGCGAUAGUAGUGAAUACUACUGAUUUAUGCACUUUGAAUUUACCCCAUAACGGGGAACAUGCAUAUACAAGUUGGGUGAUAGAUAGAGCUAAAGUUAAAAGGCUAAAGAAAAAAAAAGAUAUCCACACAGCCGGCUGAAUCAGAACGCAUGCAUUUUACACUUAAAUGUACCAUGUGGAUAGUGACACUCAUUAACAAUUAACAAAUUACUGUCAAUUUGUUCAGUUUCUGAGCAAAGUUCAUUGUCAGUAAGAUACAGAAGUGGCAGAGGAGUCGGUCAUGGUUCAUCCUGCACCUUAACUGGUGUUUCUGUUUCAGUCUUCCUGUUUGACACCAUGCCGCUCUUUUAACAAGAACUCCCUGCACACGGUACAUCUGUGCUAUUUCUGAUUGGCUUGUUCCCAAAUCACUAUCCAAAAUAGAAGUUGUAGCUCUUACCAGUUUGCUCCAUUUGAAGGGGCCUUUAAUAUGUGACUGUUUCAUUUAAUGCUAGAGAAAAUGUCAAGGAAGUUGUCGGUUGCCAAUUGGGGAAUGAGAAAGCUCCAUUAUUGCGAGCACUUUAUAUUACAGUUCAGCUAGUGUGGUUUGAAGGCUGAAAAUCUGCUGAUGAUAGGUGGGCUUUUUAUAUUUCCCGGGCAUAAGAUUAUACAAAAAUACAAUUCCUGCCAGAAAUGUUGCCUUGUGAAGUCCUCUGAAUUAACGUUUCAUUUAGACCAAAGGAUGCUGAAAAUGCCUGUUCCAACCUAUAAAAAAGAAGUCCUGCGGUAUUUACCUGUUUUGAAUCUGUUGAAAUAUUAGUUUAGAAUCUCCACAAGUCCAAAUCUAAAUCCACUUUAGCAAGCAGGAUUUAAAAUGUUUUAAUCCUGAGUCUUUGUCUUACUAUUUAGUGAACUAGUCCUCCCUAAAUCCAUCUGCAAACAAGAAAAAACCCAUUCCAGACAUCAUCAGAGCGACAAUGUGCAGGCCUACAUUAGAGGAGACUAGCCUUACUGUGAUUUUUAGCCAAAUUUUCCUGAACUAAGGCUAGCAGCCAAAGGCUCGUAUUUGAUCGGGUAGAGAUGAACCUGCCCUUGUUGUUAAAUUUGUCAGUGAUCAGGUUGCUGCCUCGACACCACAGCGGCCGAGCUGUGUUCUGCGUUGCACUCGAGGCAAAUGUCACACAAAGAAGCGCUCAGCAUGGCGGUUUGUGCAAAGCAGAGUGAUCAUGGGAUGAUCAGGUAGCGUCUCUACUGGGACUUGCAGUUUGGGGGUUUAGCUGCUAGAGCCUGGGUGUGCAUCCAAAAGGAUUUUGAUUAUCUUGCCUUCGGCUUCAAGAAAUAUUGUGGGAAUAUUGCUAUUUUAAUGCAAUAGCAGUUGUUUUCAUGAAGAUUUGUAGAGAAAGCAGUAUGUGUAUGAAAGAGUUUAAAGAAAUGUGUAACCCCUUUGAAGAUGAAAAAAUUGUCUCAUUUGUAAGAAUGGAGGAUCGUUUUUUUUUUUUUUUUUUGGUGCAAAUUUGUGGAGCCCCAAAAUAUUACACAAAUAAAUCAUAAAUAUAACAGAUCAUUAAAGCAAUAAUAUUCUUAAGUGAUUAAAAUGGAGUAGCAGAACUACCUGGAUUACCAAUUAAUCUUGGAAAUUGACAAUUCUAUCAAUAUACUGUCAUAUGUAAUAUAUGACAAAACAAGACAUUUGAAAAUGUUCACUUGGCCAUUAAAGGAUAUUGAUUCAUCCUUAUAGCUUUUAAUCUUUAUAUUUGCUGACAUUUAAUCAAUCGAUUGAGUAUUCCACACCCAUGUGCACAGCAACACUGACUGUAACUGUUACAGCCCUAGUAAAAGGAAAUACUUUUAAGGAGCAAGACGCUACUUAUUUAUGAAAGUAUUUUAGCUUUAUUUUGUUUUGUUUUUUAAAUCAUACACACACGUGCACAAGAAUAUAGAAUCAAAAGUCUGAGAAGUCAUACCUUUGAACAUAAUUAGUUUUAUUGGCUAGCUGACGCGGAUUUGCCUUAGCUAGCCAGCUUGUUAGCUUGUUGGCUAAAUUACUCUAAGAUAUAAAGUAUACUUAUAAGAUGAGGGUAUAUAGUAUAUUGAUCAUUAACAUCGUGUUUCUUGGCAGGCGUAGUUGUAUACCCAAGGCUGGCAGACGUGCGUUUAGCCGCCAGCGUUUUCACCAAAGCUAAUUGGUUAGCCUGCACUCCCUCUUAAUUUUCCCUUAAUUUGCUCCACAAAUAUUGCAAACAGUUCAGUUUUAGUCAUUUAUUAUUUUAACUGACAGUAUUGUUAUUAGCGAUGUGUUCAGUUUUAUUUGAUAAUCCUUUACUACAUUUUGUCAGUGUUGGGGCUCCAUAUAAUCUAGACUAUGACAUGUUGGUAACUUGGCAUGUGGGACUUUGUUUGGCUGUUUGUUCGGUGGUGACUUUCCCUUUUUGUGGGCAAAGACGUGUACGACAACAAUUCAAAGAUGUAUUAUCCACAUCCCCUACAUUUACCGUACCUAAUCAUACUGCCGCUUUGUUAAUUCAUGCGUACUGUUAUUUACUGAUUCUCUUCUUCAUUAUGAAAACACUGUCUUUGUUAACUCUGGUGUACAAAACCCAUGUGUAGGCAGUAGUUGUCAAGUUCAGCUAUAUUAAAAUACUAAAAUUCAUACAAAGACAAUAGUGUCUAGAGGUGCUAAUAACAUUAGACUGUAUUUUCUGUCUUCUAUUGUAUUAUUGACUAGUGUUUACUGUCUGUAACACAGCAGAGCGUAAUUAAAUCAUUUCAAUAUUAAACAGUAUAAAUAUAUUAUUUCAAA
This is a messenger RNA of Gasterosteus aculeatus aculeatus (three-spined stickleback), 7709 nucleotides long. RefSeq names its product zinc finger and BTB domain containing 47b (gene zbtb47b). Gene Ontology annotation, cellular component: nucleus. NCBI's taxonomy places the organism in Eukaryota, Metazoa, Chordata, Actinopteri, Perciformes, Gasterosteidae. The record is from RefSeq and is a predicted model, not a curated record. Gene Ontology annotation, biological process: regulation of transcription by RNA polymerase II. Gene Ontology annotation, molecular function: DNA-binding transcription factor activity, RNA polymerase II-specific; protein binding.